AUGGCAGAUGGAUCGAAGGUGUUCAAGAAGACCAGCCCCAACAGCAAGCUGUCCAUCUACCUGGGGAAGAGAGAUUUUGUGGAUCAUGUAGAGAAGGUGGACUCUGUAGAUGGUGUCUGUCUGAUCGACCCAGAGUACCUAAAGGACAGGAAAGUGUACGUGACGCUGACUUGCGCCUUCCGCUACGGCCGAGAUGACCUCGACGUUAUUGGGCUGACCUUCAGGAAGGACCUCUAUGUUGUGACCACCCAGAUCUUCCCACCAGUGCCCGACCAGGCACCCAAAACCCUCACUCCUUUGCAGGACAAACUGUUGAAGAAGCUUGGGGAGAAUGCCUACCCCUUUACCUUUGAGAUUGCCACCAACCUGCCCUGCUCGGUCACCCUCCAGCCAGGUCCUGAUGAUGUGGGAAAGGCCUGUGGUGUGGACUUCGAGGUCAAAGGAUUUUGUGCUGAAAAUCUGGAGGAGAAAAUUCACAAGAGGAACUCGGUGCGCCUUAUCAUCCGCAAGAUCCAGUUUGCACCCCCGAACACGGGGCCAGCCCCCAAGUCGGAGACCACCCGGCAGUUCAUGAUGUCCGACAAGCCCCUGCACCUCGAAGCCUCCCUGGAUAAGGAGAUCUACUACCACGGAGACCCCAUCAACGUGACUGUCAACAUCAACAACACCACCAACAAGAUUGUGAAAAAAAUUAAGAUUACAGUUGAUCAGAUCACAGACGUCGUCCUCUACUCGCUGGAUAAAUACACAAAGACUGUGUGCACCGAGGAGAUAAAUGAGACUGUGGCAGCCAACUCCACCUUCACCAAAACCUACUCAGUCACCCCCAUGCUCGCAGCCAACCGUGAGAAGCGAGGCCUGGCUCUUGAUGGCAAGCUCAAGCAUGAGGACACCAACCUGGCCUCCACCACCAUCCUGAGACCUGGCAUGGACAAGGAAGUGCUGGGCAUCUUGGUGUCCUACAAAGUGAAGGUCAACCUGGUGGUGUCCCGAGGAGGCAUCCUGGGGGAUCUCACUUCCAGCGAUGUUGGGGUUGAGAUGCCUGUCAUCCUGAUGCACCCGAAGCCUGCGGACGAUAAGCCAAGAAGUGAGGAAGACAUCGUCAUCGAGGAAUUUGCUCGCCAAAAACUCAAGGGGGAGAAAGACGACGAAGAUGAGAAGGAGGAAGCUGAGAAAGAGUAA
Molecule: messenger RNA, 1182 nt
Organism: Indicator indicator
Lineage: Eukaryota; Metazoa; Chordata; Aves; Piciformes; Indicatoridae
Gene: ARR3
Product: arrestin 3
Exons: 17
Coding region: 1-1182 (393 amino acids)
Biological process (GO): signal transduction; G protein-coupled receptor internalization; visual perception
Molecular function (GO): G protein-coupled receptor binding
Source: RefSeq, a predicted model, not a curated record